Messenger RNA from Zophobas morio, 2029 nucleotides. It is a transcript of the gene FipoQ, whose product is annotated as F-box/LRR-repeat protein 2. Gene Ontology annotation, molecular function: protein binding. The transcript has 8 exons. Gene Ontology annotation, biological process: positive regulation of protein ubiquitination. Lineage: Eukaryota; Metazoa; Arthropoda; Insecta; Coleoptera; Tenebrionidae. The record is from RefSeq and is a predicted model, not a curated record. Bases 239 to 1774 code for a protein of 511 amino acids.
GUUAAAAAUAAUUUUAUAUCUUCAGCGUCUAGUCAAACUUCACUCGCGCUUGCUUAAGGAACGUUAAUCAAGCACUCAUAACAGCAUCGGGCUGUUGGUAUUUGUUGUGGCAGUUGGUCUUUGGCAAAGCUCGGACAAGCUUGUUUGAAGUGAUUUUUCUGCGAUACAUUGUUGUGGAUUUAUAAGAAGUUCAGACGGAGCCGAAGUGACUUAAGUCACUUUAAAGCUCUACUCACCAAUGGAUGCCUGGGGAAACUUAGAUAUUACAGCUGCCGUAGUCAGGGAUGACCUAAAUAGCAGCUUCCGAAGGUCAAAAAGAAUCACUAUUGAAAAGCUCCCCGAUAAGGUGCUUCUUCACAUCUUCAGCUACUUAAGCCACAAGGAAAUAUGUCGUAUGGCUAAAGUGUGCAAGAAGUGGCGCAUGAUCGCCUAUGAUACCAAGCUCUGGAAAAACGUGUCCUUAAGACCUGAGAUUUCGGGUCUACAUGUGGGGUCAUUAGAGUCUCUCCUAGCUUUGAUAAGCAUAAGAUUUGGUCCCUCGCUUAGAUACAUAGAGCUUCCCAUUGAGCUUAUCACCCAUACUGUUUUACACGAACUGGCCAACAAGUGUCCAAACUUGACCCACAUGUUGCUCGACUUUUCCACUGCUAUGCAGCUGCAUGACUUUAGCGAGCUUCAGGCUUUCCCCACCAAGCUCAGAUAUCUUUGCAUUUGCUUAUCAGAAGUCAUCUUUAUGGAAGGGUUUAUGAGAAAAAUUUACAACUUUAUUAAUGGCUUGGAGAUUUUGCACUUGAUUGGAACAUACGAGAAGAUUGAGGAAGAGGAAGAAGAAAUCUAUGAGGUUAUCAACGUCCAUAAACUCAAAUCAGCCACUCCAAAUUUGAGGGUUAUUAAUCUGUACGGGAUUAACUUCGUGGACGACAGCCACAUUGACGCUUUCAGUUCCAACUGUAUUCAGUUGGAGUGUUUGGCGGUCAACUAUUGUGCCAAAGUGACGGGGUCCACCCUCAAAACCUUGUUCCAAAGAAGCAGAAGAUUGAAGUGUCUCCUCAUGAAUGGAACAAAUUUACAAAGCGACUAUCUCACGCAAGUGGAAUGGGAGAAGUGUUCCUUACAAGAACUAGAUAUUACGGCCACGGAUCUAUCAACUGAGGCUUUGCAAGAUAUGCUUUCGCGUCUUCCUGGGCUUCGAUUUUUAAGUGCAGGCCAGCUUAACGGCUUUAAUGAUACCGUUCUGAAGACAUGGGUGGAAUCUGGAAUGGCCCGAAAUUUAGUGGCUCUAGAUUUGGACAGUUCUGACAACUUGAGUGAAGAUGCUAUCUAUAAGUUCUUGUGUAAGCAUGGACACCAGUUGUGGGGCUUAGGUUUGUCUGGAAUGACCCAUAUUACUGAUUCCUUGUGGCAGUCGGUACUACCCAUACUCACGAACGCCAAGAUUUUGAUCAUGGGUACCCAGGAGCGUCUAGGUGUUAAUAUCCUCGUUGAUCAGUUGAUGGAUAGUAUUGCUAGGAAUUGUUUGGCCGUUGAAAGAUUAGAGUUGAGGUGGGAUCCCGAUAAUCUUCGUUUUUCUGAUAAGAGCCAGAAGGCUAUUGACACUCUGAGAGUGAAGUGUUUGAAACUCAAGUGUUUAAGCUUGAGUGAUGGUCGUUACUAUGAGAUUACCAAAGCCAAUUUCGAGCGUGCCGACCGCAUGACCGUGGUCAGGACAUUGACCAACUGUCGGGUCUCUAAUUACUAUCUUCUUUCCAACUACAAGGACUUGGUAUUCAAUUAAAUGAAACGUGCCAACGUAACUUAAAAUAAUUUUUAUUGUUCUAUAAUAAAUUAUAUAACAGUAUAGCUCAGGAGUGCCUCAGUGACUUAAGUGUUUUAUAAAAUUUAAUAAUAGAAAAAAUAACAAAGAAAAUUGAAUUCGAUAAGGAAAGUUGACUUUAUAACACCUAUCUGCUCUGUACAAUAGAUAUAUACAUAAAAAUUUUUGCACAUAAUAUACAUAAGUACCAUUUCAACAAUAAAGAAUCAAAAGAAA